UCAUUUAAAUUGGAGGAGCAGAUUCCUUUGUGGCCUCAGAGAGAAGUGCGGCUCCUUGUCCUUCCUCCCUACCAAGAGUUUCCUGGGUCUCCCCCGAAGCCAAGAUGAAAGUUUUCUUCAUUCUGAUCAUCUUCUCUCUCAUGCUGGCUACGUGUCAAGGACACUGUAUUGCAAAUACUGUUCUCGCUAAGUAUAAAGAUGGCAAAGAGGUGCCGCCUAGCACAUGUCCUGACAUGCAUGACGGGAGAGAGCAUCUCUUUGGGUCCACCUGGUCCAUGGGUAACUUCCGUUGUGAGUGCCGUACAAAUGGAUUGCUUUGUUGCGAAACGUCUGAUGCAACAGUGGAAUCUAUGACACUGCCUCCCAACCUUUAGGGCACCAGGGACCGGAGAGAGGUUUUUCCGUGAACCAGAUGAGAUAUGGUGCUGUCGCCCAUCAUCUGGGAUGCAUCACAGUGGAAAAUCCAGAAACAUGUCAAUAUGAUUUCGAUAACAUCCAUGAUACAUUACAGCGCUGUUAAGCCUGUUGGAUUCUCCUCUCUUCAUACGAGUGAAUUUGAAUCAAACUUUUCUGUUUAAGUGAACCUGAAUAAAUCCCUCCUCUCAA
Molecule: messenger RNA, 606 nt
Organism: Pantherophis guttatus
Lineage: Eukaryota; Metazoa; Chordata; Lepidosauria; Squamata; Colubridae
Source: RefSeq, a predicted model, not a curated record